Molecule: messenger RNA, 1302 nt
Organism: Vicia villosa (hairy vetch)
Lineage: Eukaryota; Viridiplantae; Streptophyta; Magnoliopsida; Fabales; Fabaceae
Exons: 4
Coding region: 72-881 (269 amino acids)
Source: RefSeq, a predicted model, not a curated record
GGAGAAUAGGGUUUUGUUGCAAGUUAUUUUAGAGCCGUGAUCUGUGAUUCUUUGCAGCCGAACAAAUAUCGAUGCAUAGGGUUUUGUUGCCGAUGGCGGAAAGCAGUGUUGAAAGAGGUAGGCGGCUGAAACGGAAACGGAAACGGAAACAUGUCGUUGAAACAGUUACCCGGCUGUUGCAAUCGGAACUCAAAGAUCUUCUUAUGGUUAGGGUUUUGUUGCCGGAAAGCAGUCUCGAAAGAGGUAAGAUGCUGAAACGGGUACGGAAACAUGCUGUUGAACAUGUUGUUGAAAGAGUAAUCCGGCUUCUGAUAUCGGAACUGAAAAAUGUUGAUGAUCUUGUGGGUAAUUUUGAAAGACGGCUGAAAUCGGAAUGGAAACAUGUUGAAGAUGAUCUUGUUGAAAGAGGUACGCCGCCGAAAUCGGAUUCGACAUACAACAAACAAAACAGAAACUCCAGGAAGAAACAAUUCGUGGCUGAUAGAAAAAAACAAUUCAGGGCUAAUAUGGCGGCUCGGAGAAAACAUCGAAAAUCUCGAAACCUAAGUGAAUAUGAUGCUGUUUACCCUCCACUAAUUUUACCACCACUUUUACGACCAAUUGGUGGUAUCGGUCCCUAUUCCAUAGACGGAGUAAAUAGCGGUCGUAUAGCUGGAUAUUGUAAAACUGCUUUGAAAGAGUUCAACGAAUGCAAUCAUCAGGAUCCAAAAUUUGAUUUUGAUGGCCUUGUCAAGGCAACCCAUAGGCUUCCUACAACGUAUUUUAUUACCUUUAAGGCAAAAAAACAAGAUGAUGCUUCCCCAACAAUUUUCCAGACCAAUAUUAAGGGGAAGUUUGAUCGUUCCUUUGAGGUCAUCUCUUGUGCCAUCAAAAAAGACUAACCAGAUGAUUUGUUCAGGUUUCUGAAGCUCAGAAUGGUGGCCUGACUGGAAACAGAUGAUUUGUUCAGGUUUCUGAAGACAGUCGAAAAGAACGUUAUGGGUCAAAUUCCUCUAUUUAUUUCCAACCAAAACUAUUGAUAUGUGCUCGUCAAACCAAAACUACUGAUAUGCGUUUUAUUGUCUUGUCUUUUGUUCUUUUGGGGCUUAGGUGGCCACAUUCUGUAUCAAUGCUUCUGGUCACCUAUGGGUGACAACAUGCUGAGCAUUUGUUUUUGAAACUCUAGCACUGAGCAGAAACAAUAGUUUUCAACAUCUACUAAGAUACUAAGAUGCUGUGUGCUAUGCUAUUAUGCUAUUCUUGCGUAGUACAACUACAACAUUUCAGUUUCUUUUAUUUUUAUAUGAAUAUGCUUUUGUGGUA